This is a messenger RNA of Styela clava, 1674 nucleotides long. RefSeq names its product rhodopsin, G0-coupled-like. Gene Ontology annotation, cellular component: membrane. The record is from RefSeq and is a predicted model, not a curated record. Lineage: Eukaryota; Metazoa; Chordata; Ascidiacea; Stolidobranchia; Styelidae. Gene Ontology annotation, molecular function: G protein-coupled receptor activity. Gene Ontology annotation, biological process: G protein-coupled receptor signaling pathway.
UAAAGGCCUGCGUAUUCAUUUCCCGUUCAGUUGCGGCAGUGACUUUUCUGUCGUUCUCGAAGGAUGGCAACCGAAGAGGUUGGUAUGGAGAGCACUUUACAGGAUGGAGGGUAUGAACGAAGUAGUGGAUUAUCAGAAACCACGACGGACUGGGAGACCGCAAAAACUCCCCAGAGAAACUUUUAUGGGUCAAUAGCCAUGACCUUUUUGAUCUUAGGGUUGAUAUCUGUUGUUGGCAAUCUUCUUCUUGUCUACACAUUUUGCAGACGGGAGCGGCUAAGAAAAAAGGCUGCCAAUUUGCUGACUAUACAUCUGGCGGUUAACAAUGCUUUUCUUGGCGUAAUGGCUUUGAGAAUUGGAGUGAAAAUGGUGCUAAAUCUAGGUGCAGAAGACCUAAUCAGCUGUCAAACGGAAGGCUUUCUAUUGUCGACAGUACACAUCAAUAUUAUGCUGACGAUUGCCGCCAUGUUCGGUGAUCGAUACGUCGUCAUUUGUAAAUCUGGAUCUGAAGAUUCGUGCUUGAGUAUGUGCCACUACAGACCAUCUAGAGUUGUUAUUUUAAUUUGGAUACACAGUGCAUUCUGGGCAUUUUGGCCACUCACUGCGGUUGUACCAAGCUAUGUGGAGGAGACAUUGAUUCCAUGUUGCAUAUUCGACCGACACAAUGCAACACUGCUCAAUAUAUUGUACCUUGUCGCAAUGUCUUUGUCAUCUUUCGUAUUGCCUCUCAUGUUCGUCUGCUUCAGCAUGAGUCGGAUAUUCGAAGAAGUGAAAAAUAGUUCAGAGUUGAUCAGAAUGCGAAAAGGAAGAAGAUAUCUGACCCAAUCUAGAUCAGUAUGUAGCGGGACAGAUGCUUCAUAUACUGAAGGAAGAGAUCUACCACAGCAAAAUUCCGAAAAAACAAAAGGCGCAACAGGCUCGAAGGCGUCGACAACAGUAUUUCAACGUUCGGCGACAGAUGUCCCAUCAACAAUCGUGGAGGUUACGUCACAGAACAUGUCGGAGAAGGCACUGAUCAGUCGGACGAAAAAUUAUUCUUACACACCGGAAAAGGCUGUUUUAAGAUCGGCUGUAAUACUGGUUGCGACGUUUUCGAUAUCUUGGACACCAUUCUGCUUGGUAUGUUUUCUGAACGUCGCGGGAAUCGGAGUCAACUACUACUUGGUGGUGUUGUCGUACCUCCUGGCAAAAGCAUCAUGUGUCCACAGCUCGUAUGCAUAUGCCACUCAUCACCAUUUUAAAGCAACUAUAAAAUAUAUUACCUGUAGAGCAUGCCAUGGAUUAUUGGGAUUAUAAAACUAAAUUGACGACGAGAAAUGUCACGAAAAUUGUUUUCAGACUAUCGUUCUUUAUUGUUUCCAAUAUGAACUUCGUUUCUUUACAAGUUAGUAUUAUUGCAUUUUAAAUAUGAUGAGUUUUAUUUUGUAAGUUGCUUGAUGAAUUGAUUAUGUUGCGUGAUUAUUAUUUAAAUGUCAAAUAAACUGGUAUUUCCAAUUUAUGAUAACUAUACUCUGUUAAAAUUCAAAUUGAAAAAGGAAAUAUUGUAAUGGUCAGAAUUGAUGUGUUAUUAUGAAUUAUAUAGAAUCUGAUAUAGCGCUUGCUCGACAUGGCAAUCAGGAACGAUGGUUUAUCUCGCUUUUAGCUUUAUUCUUUACUCUGUCCCAAAAGUGAAUG